Arctia plantaginis is the source of this 408-nucleotide messenger RNA. The record is from the annotation of a GenBank genome assembly. Lineage: Eukaryota; Metazoa; Arthropoda; Insecta; Lepidoptera; Erebidae.
AUGAUGAUUUAUACAGUGUUUAUGUUCCAGGGCUUCUUGAUACCAUUGCUUAUCAACUUACGGCGAGUUAAAGUGGUAAUACUGCCACAACAGAAGUGCUUACAAAUGUUUAACUAUAAUGAUAAAUUCCUUUGCAUUCAGCAACAUCCGUGCAAGGACGACGUAGGAACUGUCAUUGAAUGUUCCGGUUUUGCCCGUGGGAUGAUGAUUUCACGUCUCGUGGAUCGACCGUGUGGUGUUGGCUUUUUAGACUUGAGUAAAUACUCCAAGUUCCUGAUGUGUGGUGUUGACGAUUCUCGUGACGUGGUAGAUCAUGAUCCAGGGAUGGCUAUGGAGUUCACCAGUCGGGCCCCUGCACCCACGCCUGUGUUAAUGACUGUUGCAGAUAAUUUGGAUAUCACAGAAUAG